GGAGGGGCGCGAUAGACGUCCGGCCGGGCCGCGCGGCCGCUGCACUGCUCCUCUUGGCGGCCGCGGCGCGGAAGGAUGCUGGCCCGCAGGAGCGCGCGCGAGGGGCGCGGGGUGCCGUGGGGCUGCGCCGCGCUCUGCCUCCUGAGCCUGCUGCCCUCUGGCUUCACCAAUGGUAACCUGACUACUGGUACCACUGAGAAGUCCACCUUGAAAGUGUCAUUGUCACCUGUUCCCACCAGUGUACCCCUCCAGAAAAGCACAACACAAGUGACAACUGGAAGUACCACCCCCCAGCGUGACUCUGUGGACAGCAUAGGGACCACAGCCACCAUCUCAGGGACUACAGCCAACUUCACUUCUACCUCUGGAACCAUUCUGGUUCCUGAACCCACAAACUCUUCCAUCCCAUCAUGGACCUCUUUGAACACCACGGUAUUCACCACCACGGAGCUCACCAGCCCAGAGAACACUUCUGUUGCCAACAUGACCUCGAGGCCCAGCACGCCACCUGUCAAUGUUUCAGGGGACUCAUCCACCACCAGCCCUGUGAUGACAUCACCCCCCCACCUCUUCACAUCAUCUUUUCCUGCCCCAAGUCCCGUUAAGGGAGAAAUCAAAUGUGCAGGAGUUAAAGAAGUGAAAUUAACUCACAGUAUCUGCCUGGAGCUAAACAAGACUUCCAGCUGUGAGGACUUUAAGAAAAACACAGGAGAGGACUUGAUCCAGAUCCUGUGUGGGAAGGAGGAGGCUGAGCCCACUGCUGGGACUGCCACGUGCUCCCUGCUUCUCGCCCAGUCUGAGGUUCAACCACAGUGCCUGCUGUUGGUCUUCGCCAACAGCACAGAACUUUCCGGGAAAAUCAGUCUUUUGAAGAAGCACAAGUCUGACCUGGAAAAGCUGGGGAUCCACAGUUUCAGGGAACAAGAUAUUGGGAGCCACCAGAGCUACUCCCGAAAGACUCUGAUUGCAGUGGUCACCUCGGGAAUCCUGCUGGCCAUCUUGGGCACCACUGGCUAUUUCCUGAUGAACCGCCGCAGCUGGAGCCCCGCAGGAGAAAGACUGGAGCUGGAACCCUGACGGCCCGCUCUCCAGGAAGGAAGGAGUCUGCAAAGACAGCUGCAUCCCUUCCCCCUCUUCUGGUCCCUCCCCACUCACAGUGCCUCACACCCUUGCUUAACAGAUAAUGCUCCUUUAUUUAUACACUGUCUAGGGUGAAGACCCUUAUUGCACGGAGAACAGUGGAGGCCAGGGAUAUAGCUCAGGCCCUGGGGCCUCCUCUGAGGCUCAGGGAAAGGCCAGUGUGAACCGAGGGGCUCAGGAGAACGGGACCGGCCAAGCCACCUCCAGAAACGGCCAUUCAGCAAGACAACAUGUGGCUGAUACCGAAUUGUGACUUGGCUGGGUGGGGCAAGACAGGGGGUGUCCAAGGAAGCAGCCCCUCCCUGCCUCUGACUGUGAGCUGCCUCCAUGAUGGAGGUAGUAUCCCUCAUGUCCUACCUUCUCCCCUUGUGCACACCCCAGAUGCCCCUGGGGCUUGCCACCUCACAGGGAGGCAAGUAGACCCCAGCCCUCUGUGCCUUCCGCUCUCGGUACCCAGACUCUGGGCUUCUUUAGGCUCAGGUGUGGGGGAAAGCCGGGAUCCAGAGGAGCUGUGAGUGAAGCUGUGAGCCCAGCUGUUGCUGUGUGGGACUCGCCAGCCAGCUUCUUCCCUCUCGGUGCCACAAGAGCCUGAGGGGAAGGGUGGUCCUUCCUGUGCUAUGCGAUUCUCCCAGGAGGCUUUUGCUUUAUUGUUCCUUGUUCUAUUUUCUUUCUCUGCUUUGCAGAAACCAAAGUAAUGCCUUGAGCUUGUUCCCCUUAAUAAUGUAGCCAGAAAAUUUCCCAUGUAUCUCCUCCAAGACAUUUUAAAUCUUGUCACCAGCUCCCCACGUGCUGUCCAGAUUCCACUGAGCUCCACACGUGCUCCGACCAAUGCCUACAGAGGCCGGAGCAGCAUUCUGUCUGUAGCCUGGAGUUGCUCUCCACAUGUUAGAACAAACCACUCAGUCCUGGACUCCGGGCCACACAGAUUGUCCUCAGGUCCCCGUGGUCAGGGUCAUAGGACAGGAUCUUUGAGCAGAGCCUCCUGCCCGGUGCUCUUCCGAAGUGCCCUUUUGCACUAUGCUGGGUCUAGCCCACUCCUCUGACCCCCAUGGCCCACCCCUUUUUCCCUUUCUCCUAGUAGAGUGGAGGCUUCAGAGUCUCCUGGUAGACCCUUCUGUCUCUGCCUUCCCAACUAUAAAUGCCUACAUUGUGCUGCACCCUGUGUGGUCACAACCCCAGCACAUCUCCCAGGGACCACACACUGCCUCCUCUGGGGAUGAUCCAGGUCUUGUCAUUUUUCCAGAGGGGUGAGCAGAGGUCCUGCUUUCAGUGACGGUUGGAAAUAGAAAUUUCCAGAGAUGAGAAGAUUGUGGGUAUUUUUCCUAAAUAAAAAAUGGAUGUGUGUAAAUAUUGUAAUUAAAGUGAUACUGAAUAAAGUGAUACUGAAACCUA
This is a messenger RNA of Cavia porcellus (domestic guinea pig), 2532 nucleotides long. RefSeq names its product CD34 molecule (gene Cd34). Gene Ontology annotation, cellular component: membrane. The transcript has 8 exons. Lineage: Eukaryota; Metazoa; Chordata; Mammalia; Rodentia; Caviidae. The record is from RefSeq and is a predicted model, not a curated record. Gene Ontology annotation, biological process: cell-matrix adhesion. Bases 76 to 1077 code for a protein of 333 amino acids.